UUUAGUUUUGAAUUGAUUUUCACAUGAUUUGAUUUAUUAAGGCUGAGCAUGAAUUUUACGGCAUAGUUUAAGAGAAUUUUGUAAAACGGAAAAGAUGAGAAUAGACUUUACAUAAAACAAGUAUGUAUAAAUUGCAGUCUGCUAUUUCUAAAUUUUAGAGUAAAUUGUAGUUGGAACCUUUUCGACGUUAUCCAUAAAAUGGCGAAGCACUAGAUUUUCUAAUGUGAUAGUUAAUCCCAAAAGUAACGGGUUUAAUCUUGUAAGGUGUAAAAACUAUGUUGAGUAUCACACAAUUUGAUAUAAGUACAUUUUAGAGAAUCAGUUGUACUUUAUUUGAAUAACCGAACGACAUAUGGCAUGACCAUUUUAAAGGAUCGUUACUAGGACUGUUUAGUUAUUAAAGGAAGUAGCUUGAAAGCGUGAGUGAAAACUUUCUUGCAUUCGUCCAAAGCUACGUUUGUAUUCAUUUUCGAUGGUUCCAUAUACACACUGAUGAAAAUAUUACAUUAGAGUUACCGUCAUACCAUGCGCUACUAUUCUUGCUUCUUUUGUAAAUAUCCCUUGCCUAUCUAAGCUUAGCCGAUUUUCUGUAGAGAUCUUUGAGAAAACAUUGUCCAAAAACUUUUAUAUAAAAAGCACUUCCUUUCUAGUUCGUAGUUGUAUAUGUGUACCCUGUAAUUAUUUUUACAUUUUAUAAGCAUUAAUGAACGUAUCCAUUGCCUGUGUAUCAAAGUUUCUUGUAUUUCUCUGAACAUCAUGUACAUACAUGUUUUUGUUCAUUAAUGAUCCCUCUCUAUAGUGCGUUUCAGGCAUUUGCAGGCUAAAAAUUGUGACAAAAAAAACUCGCUGCUAUUUUAAAUGUUCCCGCCAAAUAGUGGAUCACAUAAUCACGUCUGACGCUCUUUUUGUUCUGCCGCUUUGGGUUGCUCCUUUGUCAGCGCACUAGCUGUUAUAAUGAUUUCCGUUUUGCCUAUUCGUCAGAAAAUGCGUUCAUUCAACUUGGGCCACGCGAUAUUGUUUUGGUUUGCUGCCCAGCCGCGCGUACUCGCACCAUAUCCCGCACUCGGUCAGAGCAGCACUACGCCAAAAGGGGUACAGGGGAAUACCAUAAAUCGGAGCGAAUUGUGAGCGCACUGAUUGAGCUCUAGGUGCGACCGUUCGAGAGAUCGACUUUCUGCUGGCUUUCACAAACGGAGUGUUAUUCAAGCUAUAGCUAACGAAGGGAAGGGUGAAUUUCUACCAGAUGUAUUUUGGUGUUGUUAUCUGAGGUAGUCGUAAAAAUGGAACACGACCACAGCGGAGGUUUACUGAGAAAAAGCAAAAUCAGCAUUAGAGGUGCUAACAACAUUUAUAGUGAGUGAAACAUCUCGCGGUACCUUCAGAGUAGAGCAAGAAAGAGUAGGAGGCUAGCCAAGGGGUUAAUUUUGUGAAAACAGAAGUACACAACGGAACGACAGGAUUAGCGAAAGACAGAAUGUGGCCACCUGAAAAUGUUCGCCAAGCUUAGCCUAAUAAUAUCUGCUACGACAGCAGAUGUCAGGCACGUGUAACGCACGAAGGACAUCCGAGGACAAGCCAACAGAAAUAUGGAACAGCAUUGUCGUCUCUGGCCCUUCUCUUCGGCGCUGGUGCACACUCUGUAUACCAGAGCGAUCUGCCUGUCGUGGUAAGUGAUUUUUGCGCAGCUCGCUGCAGGAACAAGCAAGUAGCGGCCAUAGCGCCACAGUUCUUUUCAGCAUUUGGUAAUGUCCUUGCUUGCGUUGCACUUUCACGCAAACAUCGCCACUGGUUGUCGCUGCUCGUCGAAAACAACCAGACCACUUCUAAAGUUGGUUCUCAUCCGGUCAGCUGCGGUACUUCUUAAAUGCCCGUUGAUUCGUUGCGUCGUUCGGAUGGGCGCUGGCGCACACUCGUUGCCCGAACAGUGCCACCACAACGCCCGCUACGACCGCCCUCCGUCCAGCAGCAUGAAACCAGCUGCUGCUGUACACGCAGCGGCAUAAAUCGAGCAUUUGAACAAGCUUGCGUCCAGUAAUCACUCUUAACAAAACGAAGUAAUGGUGCUUGGAUUGCAAUGAUUACAACUUGCGACGUAUGCGUAUGCUGUGUGUUACGAAUAGAGGCUUCGGCUGUGUCAACGGAGAAAUAAUCGCAAAACAUAAUGCGGUCGUCACAGAAAAUCGAGACCAGCAUUAGGCCGAUUUACAUGCACACCAUAGUAUAGUGUAAGGACGGUACCGAUGUGAACUAGUGAUUCAGGAUCUGUCCGUCGGAUAAGCUGACGAGUCGAUUGGCAGUUGCAUUAAAUGCAUUUGUGUCUUUUGUUUCAGCCUAAAAAGAAAAGCGUAUGGCAAAGUGGCGCGUGACGCUUGUCGUAAUCUCUUUCUGAGAGAGGUGUUGUUCAGCUUGCCGUCACUGGGGCAAGACGUGAAACUACUAGUAAGCCGGACUGCUGUUGCAGCCUCUGUGUGAGUCCUUCCGUAGGUGGUACAGUCGAAAUGCUCCUUUCCAUUACUUGAUGUCGCCCGUCGCGGCUAAUAGAGCCACAAAACGCGUCUCGCUUCGCUCCGCCGUCACGAUAACAGGAAAACGCAACGACAACGGUAGUCUACGGCAGCAGUGUAGCGGACGAAGACAGGGUCACGGCGAAGGGUGGUGGGCCACCGCUUUGUGUCUGCUCGCAUUCGAUGUUCACCCGCAGACCGUGUUAAAACCACUGCUGGCGUUUACUCUGUGACUGAGUCGUUCUGUUUGCGCGUGUGUGUAUCUAUCUGUAUAGGUGUUACGGUUAAGUCUUGUAUCUUGUAUGUGCCAGACAGCUGGCUAUUGAUGUCUGAAAUAAAUUGGCGACCAUACGAUUACUAUCGUUGCCACCGUUAUCACUCCUGUAAGGAAGGAAGUGAGCCUAAUCGAAAAAGAAGGCAUCAGGCCUGGGUAAGCGAGCCCCGAGAGAAGGCAGGCUGCUGCUGUUUGCCGUGUAUCGGUCUAUGUCCUCGACGUGAGAGAUGUUUAUAGUGGUGCUGAUUGUGGAAAAGAGUGUAGUUUGAAGGUGGAAAAAAAUUCGUGCGCGAACCGUUUGUCUCGGAAAAAAAACGGCAACGACGAAGAAAAGACUGUUGCUAAAAAGUCUGUGAUUCUCAUCAGGUGCUGUCUAGCGUACAUAGUUGGUAUAACUAGUGAUUUCUUAGUGGCGGGUUCUUAAUACAGGGUUCGCCAACUGCAGGGCCUGCACCGUAACUGUAUAUAGCAGCAAGGUCGCUCUGCCAAUACUGUGCGGCGCGGCGGCAGCCCGAACGAAAUACAAGAAGAAAAAAGCUUUUACGAGGAAGUACAACCUAUUAAUGAAAGAAGUACGCUAAAGAGUGUAGGUGAGAUAUUUUUUGUUUACUUCGGAUCCAUGCCCGUAUGCAAGAAAGUUCCAGCAGUCUAAACAGCAAAAAGGCAUAAGAUACAAACAGGGCAAGAAAUCAAAAAUCUGUCAACGAUAUCAGUAACGAUAACGCAAAAAGUGGAAAUAGCAAUACUCGCGGCCGAAAAGUGCAUCGCCGCGCUGGUACCUUUACCAAACGACAUUCGUCCGUCUACCCCCGUACCAUCAAGCGUCGAAAUCUGUGAAUGAGUCUGCUUCAGGCGCGAUAUAGAGAUCAAGAAAAUUAACUGGAUCGCUUGACUUUCAUCUUCUGCUUUACAAGGAUAAAACGACAGGAUUCACGUCAUCAUGGAACAGGCCCAGUAUAUUCGACGAGCGGACAGUAACCGACUGAGGGAUAUUUUUAAUAAGUAUGCCUCUGUAGAACAGAAAGGUGAGCGAUAUAUGACAGCAAAUGACUUCGUAGUGCGAUAUCUGGGAUUUCUACCUGAAUCGAACGCAAAUCCGAAGAGUCUUACCUUACUGGGGAACAUUCUCGACACUUCGAAAGAUGGCCUCAUCUCAUUCCGUGAGUUUGAGGCGUACGAAGGACUGUUAUGUCACCCUGAAGCAAUAUACAGGACGGCGUUCCAGCUAUUCGACACGGACGGUUCGGGCCAUAUUACUGAAAAUGAGUUCGAACAGGUCAUUAAGCAUACCACUCUACACGAAAAAAUCCCAUUUGAUUUCAGUUCCGAUUUUGUCGUACUUCACUUUGGCGGGGACCGUAAAAGGACAGUAACAUACGCUGAAUUUUCGCAGGUUCUCCAGGAUUUUCACGAAGAACACGCCGUGCAAGCGUUCAAAAAAUAUGACCCAAAAAAGACUGGUGCCAUCACUUCGAUGGACUUUACUGACAUUAUGCUUAGUUGCAAGUCUCAUCUACUUUCUGAAAAUGUCAAGAAAAACCUGGUUGCAGUUGCCGCUUCCGAACAUGGAGGCCAUAAGGUGUCAUUCCCUUACUUUAUGGCCUUCUGCUCAUUACUGAAUAAUAUGGAGCUUGUAAAGAAAAUUUACCUGCAUUUUACUAAGGGUGACACUCGUACUGAGAUGACAAGGGAGGAGUUUGCCGCCACAUCUGCUCAAAUGUCUCAUAUGACCCCGCUUGAAAUUGAUAUCCUGUUCAACCUUUGUAGCUUCCUAAGCAACAGCAGUGGGCGAAUCACUUAUAGCGAUCUGGAAAAGGUCGCCCCGUACAGACCAACGCGGGCGGUUCUACUCCGACCGAUUGCAGAGGUCAAGGCUGUGGAGAAACCGGAGGACCGCGGCAUCGGAAUCCAAGUUUUAGAGAGCACAUAUCGCUUCUUGUUGGGUUCGAUCGCCGGUGCGUGCGGAGCCACUGUGGUGUAUCCAAUCGACCUGGUCAAAACACGAAUGCAGAACCAGAGAACCGGCUCAAUUGUCGGUGAAAUUAUGUACAGAAAUAGUUUGGACUGUGCUAAGAAGGUACUUCGGCACGAAGGUCUUUUUGGCUUCUACCGCGGCCUGCUUCCUCAGCUCGUCGGAGUUGCACCCGAAAAAGCCAUUAAACUUACGAUGAACGACUUAGUUCGAGACAAAUUUACAGACGAAAAAGGCAACAUUCCGUUCUGGGCAGAAAUUCUCGCUGGAGCUAUGGCUGGCGGAUCACAGGUGAUGUUCACAAAUCCAUUAGAGAUCGUUAAGAUCCGUUUGCAGGUGGCGGGUGAAAUAGCCGGUGGUCACAAAGUGUCAGCACUUGGGGUUAUCCGGGACUUGGGUCUUACCGGUUUAUACAAGGGUUCGCGUGCCUGCUUUCUUCGGGACGUUCCAUUCUCUGCAAUUUAUUUCCCAGUAUACGCCCAUAUGAAGCUCAAAACUCAGGACGAUGAAGGCCGCAACUCGCCUUUAAGUCUUCUGGGAUCGGCCUUUAUUGCAGGUGUUCCUGCAGCCUAUCUAGUGACUCCAGCUGAUGUAAUCAAAACUCGCCUCCAGGUGGCAGCUCGAGCUGGACAAACAACUUAUUCUGGCGUAAUAGACGCAUGCGGCAAGAUUUUUAAGGAGGAAGGAUUCAGCGCUUUCUGGAAGGGCGGCCCUGCUCGAGUGUUCCGUUCUUCGCCGCAAUUUGGCUUUACUCUGCUAACCUAUGAAGUUCUACAACGGCUUUUCUAUGUCGAUUUUGGCGGCCGUCGGCCCACUGGUUCCGAGACCUCGCCCGCUCCGAUGGAGAAACUCAUGUCACACAACCCCGACCAUAUUGGAGGCUAUAAAAUGGGUCUCGCUACUUUCAGGGGGGUCGAAACAAAGUUUGGCUUGUUUCUGCCAAAAUUCGGUUAAGCGGUUAGUUGUCCCGAGUGUAAUUAUUAUAAUAAACAAGUCUAGAUUGCCGGCUGCUGAUGAGGCCUGCCACAACUAAAUUGAAUAGCAAUACCGCCAACUAAGUUUUUUUUUGGAAGGGCUCAAUGUACCAUCGUCGCAAGAAGGCACAGAUUGACUAGGAACAAACUUAUGAAUUGUCACAGUCUAUCGUCGAAAAAAGCGUCGGAAAGCCACCUCGGAGACACCUUUCUAUCUUCAAGAUAGUCAAGCACUGUACGGAAAUGUUGUUCGUCUAUUCUUUGUUUUGUAACGACUGCAUGAGUGAAAAAUCCCGGAUUUUAACAGUGCGCUGUUUCCAUGCCAGUUACAACAAUAUCUGAUUUUGUGAGGGUGGACUGCAGUACGUGUACUCCAUUGCGUAUACACAAUUCAACCUCGGUGUCGUUCCACACAGACUCGUGAACCUACUACCUCUCUAAUGAGACAAAUAAUUGAUUAUAUUAUUGUUUGCAGGCAUGAUAUGGUUUGAGACAGGUUUGAGGCGUUCAACGAGCUUCUCCUAAUAUCCUCUUCAUUUGUAGUACAGCGAACCUUCCCCAAGCGAUAUUCCCCAUGCCUAUUCUUCGAAUAAGAUACUGUUUGCAAUGCGAAUAUACGCUGAUUGUUACAACAGGUAGCUCUCGCCAAAAACAAUUAUAGCAUUCAGCUUUCCUUUCAUCCAUCGCAUUACUUCUUGUACCUUCACAACCGGGUCACGUUGUCACGAGGCCACCUUACGCAGUGGUGGCUCCAAUUUGUGAGGACAUUGAUACAAGAAAACCAUGUUGCUUGUUGUUACGGAAGUGUAGAGAAGAAAUGUUGCACCGAAAAGAUUUUAUAUGAACCCAUUUACACCGAUUAUAUAUAUAUAUAUAUAUAUAUA
Molecule: messenger RNA, 6608 nt
Organism: Varroa destructor (honeybee mite)
Lineage: Eukaryota; Metazoa; Arthropoda; Arachnida; Mesostigmata; Varroidae
Gene: aralar1
Product: calcium-binding mitochondrial carrier protein aralar1
Biological process (GO): aspartate transmembrane transport; L-glutamate transmembrane transport; malate-aspartate shuttle
Molecular function (GO): calcium ion binding; L-glutamate transmembrane transporter activity; L-aspartate transmembrane transporter activity
Source: RefSeq, a predicted model, not a curated record